Messenger RNA from Mercurialis annua (annual mercury), 1153 nucleotides. Its product is annotated as probable 6-phosphogluconolactonase 1. Gene Ontology annotation, molecular function: 6-phosphogluconolactonase activity. The transcript is spliced from 4 exons. Gene Ontology annotation, biological process: pentose-phosphate shunt; carbohydrate metabolic process. The coding region runs from base 112 to 915 and encodes 267 amino acids. Lineage: Eukaryota; Viridiplantae; Streptophyta; Magnoliopsida; Malpighiales; Euphorbiaceae. The record is from RefSeq and is a predicted model, not a curated record.
UUGGUUAUUAUAUAAAGAUGAAUUUCGUGUUUGUGUUGAUACCCACCUUCCAUCUCUCUCUGUUUUCCUUUUUUUUCUUCUCAUUUUCUCUGCUAAAUUUUCUCUUCUUUGAUGGCUCUAUAUGAUGGAGUUCAUAAAGAUAGAGGAGAGUUAAGGAUUCAUGAAAAUUCCGACGAGCUUGCCACGGAUUUAGCAGAGUAUAUUGCAGAAAUAUCGGAGGCAUCUGUGAAAGAGAGAGGUGUCUUUGCCAUUGCCUUAUCUGGUGGUUCCCUCAUCGGCUUAAUGGGGAAACUUUGUGAAGCUCCAUAUAAUAAGACUGUAGACUGGUCUAAAUGGUAUAUCUUUUGGGUGGAUGAGCGAGUUGUGGCUAAAAACCAUGCUGAUAGCAAUUAUAAGCUGGCAAAAGAUGGCCUUUUAUCUAAGGUACCUAUUGUACCGAGUCAUGUGCAUUCUAUUAAUGAUUCAGUAUCAGCAGAGGAGGCUGCAACAGAGUAUGAGUUUGUUAUUCGACAAUUAGUGAAAACGCGGACAAUUAGUGUUUCUGAUAUCAGUGACUGCCCUAAGUUUGACCUCAUUCUUCUUGGAAUGGGCCCCGAUGGUCACGUCGCUUCAUUGUUUCCUAACCACCCUGUGCUUGACGCGAGUGAUGAAUGGGUAACUUUUAUCACUGAUUCCCCCAAGCCCCCACCUGAGAGGAUCACAUUUACCCUGCCUGUCAUAAACUCAGCGUCAAAUGUGGCAGUAAUUGCGGCUGGUGAGGCCAAAGCAGAGGCACUUCACUCAGCAAUUGAUGAGGUAGGACCAGACUGCCCAACGCUGCCUGCUCGGAUGGUUCAGCCAACAAAAGGGAAGUUGGUCUGGUUUUUGGACAAGUCGGCUGCCUCAAAACUCGACGGCUUUCAAUUUUCUGAAUAGGGUAAAGAUUCCAUAGCCAAUAUGUAUGUUUGUAUGUAGCAGAGGGAUUUGACAACCGUGAAUCCGUUUCUUGUUGACCAGUUUCUGUCAUUUACUUUCCUUUUUCUCCGUUUUGCUUUGGGUUGAAUCCUCCAUUUUGGCUCUUUCAUCCUCUCUUUAGUAGAGGAGCUGGAGAAGUGUGAUUAUCCAUUUUGUAAGAAGAAUAAAGAUAGGUUCUCAGUGCAAACACUGUUUUUUC